CAGGAUCAGGUUGUCAAUUCAAGCAUCAACUUGUUGCUUCCGCUGUAUUCACACGAUGAAGCGAGACUCCCGUUCAACGCCAAAGGAUGCCUCGGCCAACAAGUAUUGUAGACUCGCUUAUUGAGCUGUGAUUGCCUCCUCAUGACCCUCAUUGCCGCCGAAUAGCUUCUCCAACGAGGACUAAUUCAGUCUACACAAGAGCUUCACUAAAGACAUGAUCCAGUACAUGAGCCAUGACCCGAAGGAUCCAAGCGAGACUCCCAAGCCUAAGUCACAAGGGCUUCUCGCUCGGCUGAAGGUGAAGCUGAUGCCCAAGAAGAAGAAGAAGAACCGAGCCAGCGGCGGAGUUGAAAGCACCGACGCAGGUAUGCCUCCGCUCGCCGAUGCACCUGAUUCUACAGGCAUCCAUGAGGCUGCAGAUAUGCCCGAUGCGAGCUUGCCACUAGAUUCUAGCCACAAAGAACCCAAUCGGAAUGUACAGACAGGACAGCCGGACCUGGGCCAGCAUACCAAUUCGAGAGAUCACUCCACUCAAGGUGGCCAAACGGUGCAGACAGCUCAAGUGUCUCAUACCACUCAAACGACUGCUCCUGCUCCUGCUCAAGCUCAAGGCCCUCCAACACACGUCCCCACGCUGCACUUGCCUCCGGCAGCGGUUGCCCCUCCGACCCCCCAUCAGACCUCACAGUCGGCGCCGGGCGGCACCGGGCACCUCGGUCAUCAUGGAGGGCACUCGCAUCAUUCCCUUGGCGAUGCCGGAGUAGGCGCAGCAGUUGCGCCAGCUCAUGGGGGUCAUUCGGAUUCGAACACCUGUUCGUACUCUCAUACGCAUUCUCACUCUCACGAUGCGGGGACGUCUUCCUACAAUUCAAGCUAUGGCGGAGCAGGAGGCGGAAGCGGAGGCUACAGUGGAAUGUCGGGCUUCUGAGAACGACAGUACGGAGAGCCGCAGGUCUUCGUUUCGCUUCAGAUUUUGUGCAUGUUCAAUCCCCAUGCAACGAUAUGGUGCUUCAAGCAGGAAUGCCUUUUCAUGCGUCAUUGACCUCUCCCUCCACUUUUGCCUCCACCCGGAUUUUCCGUCACUUUUCGUAUGGAGCC
This is a messenger RNA of Kockovaella imperatae, 1098 nucleotides long. RefSeq lists its product as hypothetical. The transcript is spliced from 4 exons. Bases 215 to 928 code for a protein of 237 amino acids. The record is from RefSeq and is a predicted model, not a curated record. Lineage: Eukaryota; Fungi; Basidiomycota; Tremellomycetes; Tremellales; Cuniculitremaceae.